AUGGGCAACCGUCACAGCCAGUCUUACUGCCUCUCAGAAGGCAGUCAGCAGUCACCCAGAAGGGACACCCAGCUCCCAGAAGUGCAGCCUCCCAGCCACCCAUCAGAGAGUGGAGAGCCAAAGCCCCAACAGCCCGCCAAAGCAAAAAGUCAUCAGCGUUUUGAUGUGGACCGAGAUGUCAAAAAGCUACACAAAGCCUGCAAAGGAAUGGGAACCGAUGAAGCAGCCAUCAUUGAAGUCUUAUCAAGCAGGACAUCAGAUGAGCGGCUACAAAUAAAGAACAAGUACAAGGCAACGUAUGGCAAGGACCUGGAGGAGGUACUCAAGAAUGAGCUGAGCGGAAACUUUGAGAAGACAGCCUUGGCCCUUCUGGACCACCCCAACGAGUAUGCUGCCCAGCAGCUGCAGAAGGCCAUGAAGGGUCUGGGCACAGAUGAGACAGUGCUCAUCGAGGUCCUGUGCACGAGAUCCAAUAAGGAAAUCAUCGCCAUUAAAGAGGCUUACCAAAAGCUAUUUGACAGGAGCCUUGAGUCAGAUAUCAAAGGUGAUACAAGUGGGAACCUAAGAAAAAUUCUGCUGGCCCUGUUACAGGCUAGCCGUGAUGAAGGUGAUAACAUCGACAAAGACCUAGCUGGCCAGGAUGCCAAAGACCUGUAUGAUGCAGGGGAAGGCCGCUGGGGCACUGAAGAGCUUGCCUUCAAUGAAGUCCUAGCCAGGAGGAGCCUCAACCAGUUACAAGCCACCUUCCAAGCCUAUCAAAUUCUCAUUGGCAAAGACAUCGAAGAGGCUAUUGAAGAAGAAACUUCAGGGAAUCUGAAGAAAGCCUAUUUAACUAUUGUGAGGUGUGCCCGGGACCGUGAGGGCUACUUCGCUGAGUGUCUGUACAAGUCCAUGGAAGGUACGGGCACUGAUGAGGAGACGCUAAUCCGGAUCAUCUUGACGAGGGCUGAGGUUGACCUUCAGGGGAUAAAAGCAAAGUUCCAAGAGAAGUACCAGAAGUCUCUGUCUGACAUGGUUCGCUCUGACACCUCCGGGGACUUCCAGAAACUUCUGGUGGCCCUCUUGCACUGAGCCAAGCCAGAGAAAUGGGAGAACAGCGAGGAACCUCCUUUUGUCAAAAGCACUUCCCAUACCAGACUUGCAAGCGGAACUCCAAGACCAAAACCCCUCAAGAUUCCUGGUUUAUAUUCUUGCCAGUUUAAUCAGUGCAGUCAGACCAAGCUGUUUAGGUUAAGAACAGCAUCCUCAAGAAGCUUAGGAAGUAUCUAGUAUC
Molecule: messenger RNA, 1273 nt
Organism: Loxodonta africana (African savanna elephant)
Lineage: Eukaryota; Metazoa; Chordata; Mammalia; Proboscidea; Elephantidae
Gene: ANXA13
Product: annexin A13
Exons: 12
Coding region: 1-1071 (356 amino acids)
Cellular component (GO): cytoplasm
Molecular function (GO): calcium ion binding; calcium-dependent phospholipid binding
Source: RefSeq, a predicted model, not a curated record